Aphanomyces astaci is the source of this 875-nucleotide messenger RNA. RefSeq lists its product as hypothetical. NCBI's taxonomy places the organism in Eukaryota, Oomycota, Saprolegniomycetes, Saprolegniales, Verrucalvaceae. The record is from RefSeq and is a predicted model, not a curated record. The coding region runs from base 78 to 800 and encodes 240 amino acids. Gene Ontology annotation, molecular function: phosphatidylinositol binding. The transcript has a single exon.
CCGACCUCCAUCUUCUGAGGCCAGCCACUUGUAGCGCUGUGGCACUCACUCGUGCGUCUUCGGUGCUUGGCAACAACAUGCAGAUAACGUCAGACGUCCUGCGCCCUUCAGAUGUGUCCUCAAUCCAGCUGUACAUCGUCGAUCAGUGCAACCGACAAGGCAAGACCAUGUACGUCAUGAACGCUCUGCACUCAGGUACUCGGGCGAAGUGGGCUGUCGAGCACAGCUACUCUGAGUUUCUCAGCCUUCGAAACAAGCUGAACAUGUGCAUCAAAUUUGCCAGACAUCGAUGUCCAGGCUGCGUGAGCUACUCGCGCAUGUUGGAUCGAUUCCCAUUUCCUCCAAAGAAGCUAUUCCAUCUCUUGAACGGUGUAAUCGUGCAACGGAAUCUCCAGCUCUCGCGCUUCAUGGCCAACGUGAUGUCACAUACGUUCACGUCCACGCCCAAAUGCAACUUAUGCGGUGGUGCUGCAUUUGACUUGACGAAAGCAUUCCUUUUGGACGGCGCAACGUCCAUGAACGGCGCAUUUACCAUGACCGCGAUUGCCGACUCCUUGACCCCACGGGCCUUCUUCGUCGAGUAUUGUCGUUCGGCGAGCAAAAUUGAAUGCUACAAAGGACGCACCAUCGUUAAAGUGGUCCAAGUUCAGCGAAUACCGCUGGCUGCCCUUGUGCCUCGGCCCCAGCCACCUUCGCCGUCGACGGCUCCAACCUCCGUGUGCGAAGACGAAGAGUUUUCAACGCUGGCACAUAUCCUCGACGGCGAACUUGGGCACAUCAACAGCGUGUCCGUCGUCUAAUCCCCCUCAUUCCUGCUAGCACCACCGACAGAAGUGGCGCAACCUAAUCCUAUUUGAACAUGAUUUUGAUUUUUG